Rhopalosiphum padi (bird cherry-oat aphid) is the source of this 766-nucleotide messenger RNA. RefSeq lists its product as uncharacterized. The record is from RefSeq and is a predicted model, not a curated record. Lineage: Eukaryota; Metazoa; Arthropoda; Insecta; Hemiptera; Aphididae.
CCUCCAAUUUUGGAAAAAUAUGAGAUGCGACCUCAGACAUCAUGUAAAAUAAUGGUACAUAAUAUAAUUUAUGGAAAUGUGAUUACCAACGCAACCGAAUAUGGUAAAAUUACUGAACAAAUAGCCAUAAAAACCCUCACAGAAAUUAUUAAAAAACCAAUAGCAAAAUGUGGAUUGUUUAUCGACAGAAUGGUUCCUUACCUAGCAGCGACUCCGGAUGAGCUAAUCGGAGAGGAUGCGAUUUGUGAAAUUAAAUGUCCUUAUUCUGUUAAAAAUUACGAAAGUUUAGAAAAAGCGGUUUUUGAUAAAAAGCUACCUUAUAUGAAAGUUGUAAACAAUAUAUACACUUUAAAAGAAGAAAACCAUUAUUUUUAUCAAAUACAAGGGCAAUUACAUAUCACUGGUCGUCAAAUAUGUAUUUUUUUUAUUUACACAUCAAAAUGGACUCAUCUUGAAGUUAUAAGGUAUGACGAUGUAUUUUGGGCUUCAAAAAUGGAAGCGCAUCUCAAAUUAUUUUACGAAGAGUGCUUACUCAGAGAAAUUAUAGACCCUCAAUAUAGUAAAAGAUUAUUAAAAAGUGACAUUAUUGAGCCUCCACAUAUAAUACAAAACAUGAAAAAUUAACAAGAUAAAAAAAAUAUAUAGUUCAUAUAUAUAAUAAAUUAUAUUUUUAGGUGUAUUUAUUUAAAUGGAGAAAUAAUACAUCCACACAAACAAUAUAUGUUUUUCUAGAAAUUAUUAUUAUUUACAUUUGUUUUUUAUAUUA